AUGGGGCUCCCCACUCUGGAGUUCAGUGAUUCCUAUUUGGACAGCCCGGAUUUCAGGGAGCGUCUGCAGUGCCACGAGAUUGAGCUGGAGCGCACCAACAAAUUCAUCAAAGAGCUCAUCAAGGACGGCUCCCUGCUCAUCGGGGCCCUGCGGAAUCUGUCCAUGGCAGUACAGAAAUUUUCACAGUCACUGCAAGACUUCCAAUUUGAAUGCAUUGGUGAUGCAGAAACAGAUGAUGAAAUUAGUAUUGCUCAAUCCCUGAAAGAAUUUGCCAGGCUCCUCAUUGCUGUAGAGGAAGAAAGGAGAAGACUGAUUCAGAAUGCUAAUGAUGUGCUAAUAGCCCCCCUUGAGAAGUUUCGUAAAGAACAAAUUGGUGCAGCCAAAGAUGGAAAGAAGAAGUUUGACAAAGAGAGUGAGAAAUAUUAUUCUAUCCUCGACAAGCACUUAAAUUUAUCAGCAAAGAAAAAGGAGUCUCAUUUGCAAGAGGCGGAUUCCCAGAUAGAUCGAGAACAUCAAAACUUCUAUGAAGCAUCACUGGAAUAUGUCUUUAAAAUUCAAGAAGUGCAGGAAAAAAAGAAGUUCGAAUUUGUUGAGCCUCUCUUAUCAUUUCUCCAGGGUUUGUUCAACUUCUAUCAUGAGGGCUACGAACUGGCCCAAGAAUUCGCUCCGUACAAGCAGCAGUUACAGUUCAACCUACAGAACACGAGGAAUAAUUUUGAAAGCACUCGGCAAGAGGUGGAGAGACUGAUGCAGAGGAUGAAAUCUGCCAACCAAGACUACCGACCACCAAGCCAGUGGACAAUGGAAGGGUAUCUUUAUGUACAAGAAAAACGACCCCUUGGGUUUACGUGGAUUAAACAUUACUGUACGUAUGAUAAAGGAAGUAAAACCUUCACAAUGAGUGUUUCUGAAACAAAGUCCAGUGGCAAAGUGAAUGGCCUUGUCACUAGCUCACCAGAAAUGCUUAAGUUAAAAUCUUGUAUCCGGAGAAAGACCGACUCAAUUGACAAACGAUUCUGCUUUGACAUAGAAGUAGUUGAGAGGCAUGGAAUCAUAACACUUCAAGCUUUCUCAGAAGCCAACAGGAAACUAUGGCUUGAAGCAAUGGAUGGAAAGGAACCGAUUUACACCCUGCCGGCCAUUAUUAGCAAGAAAGAAGAAAUGUAUUUAAAUGAAGCAGGAUUUAACUUUGUGAGGAAAUGCAUUCAUGCUGUGGAGACGAGAGGAAUCACUAUCUUGGGUCUCUACAGGAUAGGAGGAGUGAACUCUAAAGUUCAGAAGCUCAUGAAUACUACAUUUUCCCCUAAAUCUCCUCCUGAUAUGGAUAUAGAUGUAGAAAUGUGGGACAAUAAGACUAUAACAAGUGGACUAAAAAACUACCUCAGGUGCCUAACAGAACCACUCAUGACUUAUAAAUUACACAAGGAUUUCAUUGUUGCAGUCAAGUCAGAUGACCAAAACUACAGGGUGGAGGCAGUGCAUGCUUUGGUUCACAAAUUGCCCGAGAAGAACAGAGAGAUGCUGGACAUUCUAAUCAAGCACUUAGUCAAAGUAUCACUGCACAGCCAACAAAAUCUAAUGACUGUCUCCAAUCUGGGUGUGAUCUUUGGUCCAACUCUGAUGAGAGCCCAGGAAGAAACCGUGGCUGCUAUGAUGAACAUAAAAUUUCAGAAUAUUGUAGUCGAAAUUCUGAUAGAGCACUAUGAAAAGAUAUUCCACACUGCCCCAGACCCAAAUAUUCCUCUUCCUCAGCCUCAGUCCCGGUCAGGAUCCAGACGCACUAGAGCAAUUUGCCUCUCAACGGGCUCACGGAAACCAAAGGGACGAUAUACACCAUGCCUCGCUGAGCCUGACAGCGAUUCGUACAGCAGUAGUGCUGAUAGCACACCUAUGGGUAGCAUAGAGUCUCUGUCUUCGCACUCCUCAGAACAGAACAGCACCACAAAGUCUGCAUCCUCCCAGCAGAGAGAAAAAUCAGGCGGGAUUCCCUGGAUCGCCUCAUCACCCCCUUCCAACGGCCAAAAGAGCUCAAGCCUCUGGACAACAAGCCCAGAAUCAAGCUCCAAGGAAGACGCCACAAAGACAGAUGUGGAGUCGGACUGUCAAAGUGUAGCAUCUGUCACCUGCUCGGGAAAUGCAUCGCCGCCGAUAGACCUGGUCAAGAAAGGACCUUACGGGCUGUCUGGUCUGAAGAGAUCUGCCGCUUCCUCCCUGCGAUCCAUCCCGGCCACAGAUGGAAACAGAAGUUACAGUGGAUCCAUUCAAAGCCUGUCUUCUCUAGAGUCCAAAGAGACCCCUAAAGCCCCGCCAAACCCCGACCUGCCUCCCAAAAUGUGCAGGCGAUUAAGGUUAGACACAGCAUCAAGCAAUGGCUAUCAACGACCUGGGUCAGUCGUGGCUGCCAAGGCCCAGCUGUUUGAAAGUGCCGGUUCAUUUAAGCAAACGACUUCUGGGCGCCAAGCCAAAGCCAUGUACUCCUGCAAAGCUGAGCACAGUCAUGAGCUUUCCUUUCCCCAGGGAGCAAUUUUUUCCAAUGUGUACCCAUCCGUGGAACCUGGAUGGUUAAAAGCAACUUACGAAGGCAAAACAGGACUAGUUCCAGAAAAUUAUGUUGUCUUCCUCUAAUGAUAUUUUAGUGGAUGGCAGUAUUUUCAUGGUAUCCAUGGAAACAAAUAAUAAGUGCUUGAAUUUAUCUGACACAGAUAUCGGGAUUGGCCAGCUAAAUGAAAACGGUAGAUUUUUGUCAAGUUCUGCACCAGCGGAUGAUGUGCUGCCACGCAACUAAAACACAAGGAAUGAAAAUUGUUGUGCUUUCAUUUUUUAGUUGAUGUAUUAUUUCAAGUCACUUGCAUAAACAAAUUGCUCCUUCCCUCCAUCACAUUUCAAUGAUAAAAUCAGAAAUAUGAUAUCUUCAUUAGUUCUAGGCCACUAGUAUGGGCAGAGCAGUGCUAUAGUAAAUCUGCCUGUGAGGAGAGGGGCUGUGUUCCAAAAAGACCUCAUGUUAUAGAAAGCUCACUUUAUAAUGUCCACAGUAGCCACUUUCUCAGAACUGUUUCUUCCAACCCUGCAUUGUGUUGUAUGCAGAUGGGUGCGUGUAUGGGGAAGAAUGUCCCCUAAUAUCGCGUGAUUCUUGAGGAUAUUGAAUAAUGUAUUUAUUACUCUCUAGAGCUCUCUUAAGAAUCUUGAAGUCAUAUGACUUAGAAUCUUCUCUAAGAUUUCGUUCUUGUCUAGAAUUUUGAGGGAACAAGAUGUUGUUGAAUGGUCCAUGACAUUUCAAGAAAAACUUGUCUUCUGCAGCUGGUAUGUUACUUCUUAUUUUUGUUGUCCCAGCAGGUGAUGUUCAAAUGCAGUAAUGUGUGUAAUGUUUGUUAAUGAUCCCAAAUUAGGUUACACAAUAACUACAUUUUUAAAACUUGUCCAAAGUGUAAUUACAGGCACCUUUGUUAUUUGAAAUAUUACAUAAACUUAUGUUCAAUGGAUAACAAUUAAAAAGAAUAGCAUUAAUUUCCUAUGCUACAGUGUUAUCAGGCCUUUUAAAUAUCAAGUUCUUGCUUUUGAGGUUGUCUACUAUAAGUAAAACUUGAUCAUUUAAAGAACUUGAUCCUUAAAGCAAGGAAUUUAGCCCAAAAUUAAUUUAAAAACUAUUCUUAAGUGAAUUUGUUGCUUUCUUAAUGAAAUCAAACUAUAACAUCCCUCUGUCUUUAUUAAACUAGAGCAAAACCCCCUUCUUAUCUAUAUUUCCUGUUGUAACUUGGCUUAACUUGGCUCAAUCAAUUGCUUUUACUGAGCUCUAACUGGGAGAGUCCAAUAUAAAAGAGUUGGUAGACACAGUUUACAGCCUAGAGGCUCGUAUAAUUAGAAUGUAGAUUUCAUUCCAAAUCCAAUAGUUUCAAAAAAGUUGAAAAUUGUUAAAGAAAAUGAUUUAGGAAGACUGGUGGGCUUACCUUUAAAUUGAUAUAAUUGUUAACUUCAGUCUAUAAAAGAUGACCUUUCUAGAAAACUCAAUAUUAUAUAUCUAUGGGUUAUACCACAGAGCCCAAUCAGCUCCAAAAAAUAGAAUAGCAAUGACAAAAACCUAUUAUAGAAAGAGAAAAAAAUGACCAGGCAAAGUUUUAGAGGUGACAGGUAAGCAUCAUAGAAAUGAUGCAUUAUAUUUUAGAAAAAGAUGGCUAAUGCGUUAUCCCGGAUAAACCACUGGAGCUGUGUAUAUCCGCGUCCUCCUCAUUAUUAUUCCACUCAUUAGCCGUGAAGGUAGGAAUGAUGAGAGUUUGUGCCACCAAGUGCCAAGUGACAGAACUUUGUCACCUCCUACAAUCAUAUCUGCACACCAUAUGCCAGUGUUGCCUGUAACACACUAAAUCCUUACAUGAAUUUGACACGUUUUAGAGUGGUUAAUUUUUUUAAUACAAUGGUAACAUUUUUCCCCCUAAAGGCUCCUACCCAGAUCUACUUCCUAAAUCAAAGGUUUUGCCAUGCAUUCAUGGCAAACGGGCUCACAGUCUAGAAGGGGGAGACAGACAGCAAAACAAAACAUGGAGACAGGUGAUGAUACGCCUACAUUUUCUAGCACCUUGUGUUAAUCAUAAGGUUAGUAAUAGUCCUUUUUUUAAAAAAAAAAACUGCAUUGAAUAUUAAAAAAAAACAACUCUCCCAAACCUACACAAUGGCUACUACAGUAGGCCUUCUAGGAAUAAGUUAAAGUCCUUUCACAGAACAACUUCUCUCUAAGCGCGACUCAGAUUUGCAGUCUGCUUGCUACUGAAUUAAGCAAUCUUGCUCUUUCACUUUUCUUUGGAAGAAAUAGAAUUUCACUUGAUCUAAAUUCAAUCCAAGAGGAUUUCAAACCAUCCCGUGGAGGUGGCGGUAUGCUGGGCUUUGGGAGUAGUUUAUGAAAAGGACUCUGCUAUCAGGCACCACUGGAAAGGAGGUUGCAAAUACUAUUUUUUUAUUGUAAACAAAUGGACAAGCUGUUGUGUUCUCUAUCUUCCUGAGUUUAAAAAAAAAAAAAAACUUUUUCACAAAACGCUUCACCUGUGAGGUUUGAACUUUAGCUAUUUUGCACUGCUGAUUGUUCCUGUUUUAUCUUUAUGACAUGAAUUUAUUCAUUGUUCCCUGGGCCCGCUUGACAAAAGAGGAGGAAAAAAAAGAGAGAGGAGAGAUUUCUUCUCUUUGAAACAGGUGUCAGAGAGAGGGAGUGCUUCACAGUGUUAGAGAAAUAUGAAAUUGCAAGUUAAAUUAUAGCUAAUUGUUACUUUGGACCACUUUCCAAAUUAAAUUUUAAUUUGGGAAAAAAAUCACAACAGGGAACUAUAGUAAGAUAGUCUUCACUUGAGCUGACUCAUAUAUUGCAUUUUUGUCACCAUAAUCAUUAUGUAGCCUAUGGUAAAUGUCAUUUAUGCUUUGUGAAUUCUACAUGCAUGUACAGAAAGUGUGUGUUGUUUAUACCUGUUAUAUUAUUUCAUAUGUAUUUCAAGUUCAAUGUGCUAAACCUAAGAAAUGGGUUGAAGGAUUUUUUUAUUGUGAGAUAUCUAAAUGUUUAAAACUUUUUUGUGUCAUCUUUGUACUCACUCUAGUCAAAAUGUUAUUGUGUCAUUUCUGCCACUCGGUGUUUAGCAAAUGAUGAACACAUUUUAAAGUUAUAACAUGGAUGUGAA
Messenger RNA from Tachyglossus aculeatus (Australian echidna), 5654 nucleotides. It is a transcript of the gene ARHGAP42, whose product is annotated as Rho GTPase activating protein 42. Gene Ontology annotation, cellular component: cytoplasm. The coding region runs from base 1 to 2625 and encodes 874 amino acids. Lineage: Eukaryota; Metazoa; Chordata; Mammalia; Monotremata; Tachyglossidae. Gene Ontology annotation, biological process: signal transduction. The record is from RefSeq and is a predicted model, not a curated record. The transcript has 24 exons. Gene Ontology annotation, molecular function: GTPase activator activity; protein binding.